AGCGAAGCCGGCCCCGCCCCGCGAGCGGCCAUCUUGGAGGCUGAGGCGGCGGAGGCGCAGCGGCGGGUUCGGUGGGCCCAGUCCCGGCGCGGUGCGGCUGUUUCGGGCGCGGGCCCCGCUCUUCCGCACCCUGCUCCGGCCUCGACCACGGCGAGCCUGAGCGCGGCGGCGGCCCACGCGCGGCGACAGGGAGAGAUGAGCAGCACCAGCACUAAGAGGGCUCCAACCACAGCGACCCAGAGGCUGAAGCAGGACUACCUUCGCAUCAAGAAAGACCCAGUGCCUUACAUCUGCGCUGAGCCCCUCCCUUCGAAUAUUCUCGAGUGGCACUAUGUGGUCAGAGGCCCAGAGAUGACCCCUUAUGAAGGUGGCUAUUAUCAUGGAAAACUAAUUUUUCCCAGAGAAUUUCCUUUUAAACCUCCUAGUAUUUAUAUGAUAACUCCCAAUGGAAGAUUUAAGUGCAACACCAGGCUGUGUCUUUCCAUCACGGAUUUCCACCCGGACACGUGGAACCCAGCCUGGUCUGUCUCCACCAUCCUGACUGGACUCCUGAGCUUCAUGGUGGAGAAGGGCCCCACCCUGGGCAGCAUAGAGACGUCAGACUUCACGAAAAGACAGCUAGCAGCACAGAGUUCAGCCUUUAAUUUAAAAGAUAAAGUCUUUUGUGAAUUAUUUCCUGAAGUUGUGGAGGAAAUUAAACAAAAACAGAAAGCACAAGACGAACUCAGUAGCAGACCCCAGACUCUCCCCUUGCCAGACGUGGUUCCAGACGGGGAGACACACCUUGUCCAGAACGGGAUUCAGCUUCUCAACGGGCACGCGCCAGGGGCCGUCCCAAACCUCCCGGGGCUCCAGCAGGCCAACCGGCACCACGGACUCCUGGGCGGCGCCCUGGCGAACUUGUUUGUUAUAGUCGGGUUUGCAGCCUUCGCCUACACCGUCAAGUAUGUGCUGAGGAGCAUCGCACAGGAGUGAGGCCUGGCACCGAGACCAAGGCGCCACGGAGGGCGCGUGGCACGAGCGUGACCUGGGCCGGCCGGACACGCUGCCCAGCACAGGCAGACCCACCAGGCUCCUGGGUUUAGGUUUUAAAAACCUGGAAAGGAAAGCAAAAGCCAAAAUGUGUGACUGGGCUUCGGAGGAGACUGGAGACUCAGCCCUGCCCUGGCCACUUGCCGCCGGGGCUGGCGUGGAGGGGCUGCUGGCGUGCUGGUUUUGUAGCUUAUCUUCUGUGUUGUCUUUGGAUCUGUUUUAGUAAACACGUUUUUCAUUUUA
Molecule: messenger RNA, 1275 nt
Organism: Cebus imitator (Panamanian white-faced capuchin)
Lineage: Eukaryota; Metazoa; Chordata; Mammalia; Primates; Cebidae
Gene: UBE2J2
Product: ubiquitin conjugating enzyme E2 J2
Exons: 7
Coding region: 196-975 (259 amino acids)
Source: RefSeq, a predicted model, not a curated record